Messenger RNA from Peniophora sp. CBMAI 1063, 891 nucleotides. NCBI's taxonomy places the organism in Eukaryota, Fungi, Basidiomycota, Agaricomycetes, Russulales, Peniophoraceae. The record is from the annotation of a GenBank genome assembly.
AUGCCAGACAACCAUAACACCCUUCCUCUCGUCACGCACCUCAUCGGUGCAGCAUCCAUUGUCGCGCUGACUUUUGGAGUAGAUCAUGCCCGUGAGCGAGUUAUGCGAUUCCUGCGCCAGGCGUACAAGAAGCAUACCGAACACGCCGCUGCUGCAAUGCCGGAUGGAGUACUCCCAGAGGCCACAUUCUACGAUGCUUGUCUUCACAUUCCGGGACUCAACGAUCCAGGACACGUUUGGGUUACGUUCUGGGAGGGGCUGAACUUGCAUUACGCGGAUCCGUACUGGAUCAACAUCCAGUCCUCGCCGGGUGAGGUGCUUCUCGUCCAACAUUACCUACUCGCCGUCAAUACGGUUCGCCCCGACUUGGUCAUUGCUUCUCACUUGUGGAUCCCCUACAAGAAUACGCAGCGCUCCGAACAAGAGCUAGAGCAGACGUGUAUGCUUCCGCUGUACUUUACGGGCCCAGACAACGGUGUAGGCGUUCCUCUUUCGACAGAUGAACAAGGCCUUUCGCAUCUCUCCAACGCACCCACUGGUUUCAAGAGGCAGACCGUCUACGUUCGCCUACAUCUGCAUGGUUAUGAAGCUCGACAGAAACAAAUUCGCCUUCGUAAUGGAACGGCAAGCCCCAAUGCAUCCACCCGCCACUUAGCGCGUCAGAUCUUACUAGCAGUCAGGGAUCUGAUCACGAACGCGGUGAUUGACGUCGAGUCGGCCACAGUGCGUCAAUGGGUGUUCGGAAGUGGAGAAGGACAAAUCAGCCUCGACGACAUCAUGCUCCUAGGGUUCGUUCACAUCUCCCAAGGCAAGAUCACACCACUUUUGGGACUGCGUGAGAGCUUCCAACUGCCGCCUCAGACUUUGGAUCUUUCGACCGGCGCGGAGUAG